ACAAAUGGGCCACUCAACUCUUCGGACACUAUUCACCAUAUCCUUACAAGCCUUCCUGCAUUUCACAUUUUAUAUCCCAUCUAUUUCCCGUAAUCCAUACCCGAACAGUUUGUUCCCACCGGCCACCACUCCAAAACACCCUCUCUUCUUCUCUUGAAGUUUUCCAAACUAUCACCAGAAGGCAUGAUGCUGAAGUUUUUUGCAUUUUUCUUAUUUGCAACUGCCCUGUCAUGCUGGAAGCUUGAAGGUUUUCCUACAUUAGAAACUCAAGAUUUCAAUCUCUCGGAACCUGUUCUUCAAGGACAAGAGAUUCAUGUUGCAAUUUCAGUUUUCACACAUUCAAACAGGACAGUUGGCUUGGGAGCAAAAGAUGACAAACAAGACUAUCAGAAGAAGCAUCAAAAUUUUCUGUCAAAGAAAUCAAAGGGUGGAAGGAGUGGGGGUGGGCGUGGGGGUGCCGAUAUCGGCCACCGUCCCCGUCCAGCAAAAAAUGCAGCCUUCUCGCUAGUCAGCCAGCCUUUCUUUCUAUCAACUGCUGUAAUGCAUAUAAGCUUGACUGUUAUCUUGGCAUUUCCGUCUUUAGUUAUCAAGCUCUUUUAGGCCAUUUGGUGGCUUAUUCAAGGCUGUAACAAUCGGCAACAGCCCCACAAAAAAGAAACAAGAAAGACGGAUUGAACUUGUCCUUUUUUGGAGUUGUAUGUCUUUGUCUGAUAGUGGUAGAUAUUUUUUAUGGGUGUGACCUCUUUUUGUAGCGAUACAUCAUGUACUUCUAGCUUCCUACAGGGGAUAUUUGUAAACCGUGAAUGGAUUGGCGUCUGCGAAGUUUGUUGUUUGAGACUGUUGAUUUUAGUCUUUUACUACAACAUAGUUGUUUUAGUAAUGAAUGACUGUUUGAACUCUGUCCUUAUCCUCUAUAUUUAAUCCAGGCAGUUUCUACUGAUUUUUUGCAUCAUAGAA
Durio zibethinus is the source of this 957-nucleotide messenger RNA. RefSeq lists its product as uncharacterized. NCBI's taxonomy places the organism in Eukaryota, Viridiplantae, Streptophyta, Magnoliopsida, Malvales, Malvaceae. The record is from RefSeq and is a predicted model, not a curated record.